AUGGAUAACCAUACUCUCAACAACAAUAAUAACGAUGGAACAUCUGUUGAGAUGGUUUCCAGACCCGACUCCAAUAUAGGAGACAACAAGAAUCUUGACAAGCACAUCGAAAAUACCUCUGAUACCGUGCAUUCAGAAGUCCUCGAAACAAGGUUUGCCACUUUGAGUAAAAUCCAGGUGGUGAAGGUUUUUUGGAAAUCUAUCCUUUUCUGCGGUAUCCUUUUAUGGUCCGCUCUUAACGAUGGUUUCCAACAACAAGUCCCGGGUAACAUCAUAGCUUUACCCGCAUUCAUCGCGACGAUGGGUGAUACGGUAAUUAACGGACAGCCAGCCAACAGUGCCAAGGUAGUUUCCUAUUGGCAAGGUUUUGCCGAAAUGUCCAAGACCUUGGGUAUGUUUGCCGGUGGUACAAUCAUGGAUCGAUUUGGACGAAAGAAAGCAAUGAUCGUCUCCUUGGUCGUCCUAUUGGCAGGCUCCGUUGCCGAGAUCGCCUCACGAAAUUGGAAAGAUUGGCUAGGAGCGGCCGUCCUGAUUCGAUUGGGUGUCGGUCUUGCGCAAACCAUCUUAAUCACCUACGUGUCUGAGAUCGCACCAUUCCAAGUUCGAGGUUUCAUGCUCGGUUCCUAUCAAGUACUUUUGACUUUUGGUCAAUUGAUCGUUGCUAUUGCCGCAAAACUCAUCGAAGUUCACCAACCAACUCAAUGGCGACCAUUAAUCGGUAUCGAAUUCAUGUUCACCGGUAUUUCCUGCUUGACUAUCUGGUUUGUUCCUGAGUCUCAUAUCUUCCACGCCCGUCGAAACAGACAUGAGCAAGCCAAGCAAUCGAUGCUGAAGCUCUACGGCAACGCUCCUGGCUACGAUGUCGAAUGGGAAUACCGGGUCGUACAAGAAGGUAUCGAAGAAGAGCGCAGAAUCAUGGCGGAGGGUGGCAAAGCCUCUUUCCUCGACAUUUUCCGAGGCACCAAUUGGCGACGAACUUUGGCUGGUUGUGUUGGUAUCUGUUCCCAAUGGGCUGCAGGUGCUCCUAUCGUAUUCAGUUACUCUACUUACUUCUUCACCGUCGCCGGAUUGGACAACCCCUUCCUUGUCUCCAUUCUUACUUUCCUUUUAGGAAUGAUUGCACAAGGCUCAGCUCUUUUCCUCUGCGAGUGGGUUGGACGAAGACCUCUACUAGUAGGCGGUUGUUUUCUUAUGUGUCUUUUCAAUGUUGCCAUUGCUUCAACCUCAUUCUCGGAUUCUACUGCAAGUGGUAAAGCCGGACUCGGAUGUCUCCUUAUCUGGGUCAUCUGUUACGGUCUAUCCGCAGGACCAAUCGGUUUCGUAGCUGCCGGUGAAACUUCAACACCUCAUCUUCGAGCUCAAACUACCUCCUUCAAUCUCGGUUGCUACGGUUUAGGAUUCGUUGUAUUCCAAUGGUCUAUCUCGUACAUGAUCUCUCCAGAUGCGGCAAACUUGGGCUUGAAGGCUAUCUAUAUUUGGGCCGGACUCCUUGUCCCGACGACAACGAUCCUGUUCUUCUUCUAUCCUGAGACUUAUGGCCGUUCUUACCAAGAACUUGACGAGCUUUACGAACGGAGAAUUCCCGCUUGGCGAUUUAAGAGCACCAAGACCCAGAUUGAGCUUUCUGGUCGAAAGAACAAAGCUCUUGUCCAUUACGGACACUAG
Messenger RNA from Kwoniella botswanensis, 1665 nucleotides. RefSeq lists its product as uncharacterized. The coding region runs from base 1 to 1665 and encodes 554 amino acids. Gene Ontology annotation, biological process: transmembrane transport; carbohydrate transport. Gene Ontology annotation, cellular component: membrane. The record is from RefSeq and is a predicted model, not a curated record. Gene Ontology annotation, molecular function: carbohydrate:proton symporter activity. The transcript is spliced from 11 exons. Lineage: Eukaryota; Fungi; Basidiomycota; Tremellomycetes; Tremellales; Cryptococcaceae.